Colletotrichum karsti is the source of this 14703-nucleotide messenger RNA. Its product is annotated as peptide synthetase. Gene Ontology annotation, biological process: secondary metabolite biosynthetic process; amino acid activation for nonribosomal peptide biosynthetic process. The transcript is spliced from 4 exons. Bases 1 to 14703 code for a protein of 4900 amino acids. Gene Ontology annotation, cellular component: cytoplasm. Gene Ontology annotation, molecular function: phosphopantetheine binding; catalytic activity. Lineage: Eukaryota; Fungi; Ascomycota; Sordariomycetes; Glomerellales; Glomerellaceae. The record is from RefSeq and is a predicted model, not a curated record.
AUGGACGACACCGAGUCUACGACCGAGCUUAGACUCUCGAUACUGAACCCAGACCCGGAGAGGAUCCCCGGACCUCGUCUCCUUCACCAGCUCGUGCAUUCCACAUCAGAUGAUUCGGUGCCAGCAAUCCACUCUCUGGAUUCCCAGGGACGACAGUCGACAUGGUCGUAUUCGCAGCUUCACCGUGCCGCAGACGCUCUGGCGCGGAAGAUAUCUGCUGCUGUAAGAGGAGGACGCCGCUCUAGGGACGACGAGUUCGUCGUGCCUGUCCUCGUCCCCCAAUGCCCACAACUCUACAUAUCGAUGCUGGCUAUCCUCAAAGCAGGUGGUGCCUUCUGCCCUUUGCAUCUUGACGCGCCUCCCGAGAGAGUGAGGUUCAUCCUCCAGGACGUCGGUGCCAAGGUUGUCGUUGUCACCCGUGACUUGGUAUCCAAGAUUCCAAAAGAUGAGGAGGAAAGGACCAUCCUGAUAGUGGACGGGGAUGAUGAUGUAGAAGAGCUGCCUGCACCUGAGGAGGCAUCAGAGCCGGCGGCAAUACCUCAACGCCUGGCAUAUGUCAUGUAUACAUCUGGAUCCACAGGUACGCCCAAGGGUGUUGGCGUCUCUCACGAUGCCGCAACCCAGAGCCUUCUGGCUCACAACAAGCACAUUCCGAGCUUCAGGCGCUUUCUCCAGUUCGCAUCCCCGACCUUUGAUGUGUCUGUGUUCGAAAUCUUCUUCCCACUCUUCCGCGGAUCCACCCUCGUCACCUGCGACCGUGGCCGCAUGCUCAACGACCUGCCGGCCAUCAUCAGGACACUAGAAGUCGAUGCGUGCGAGUUGACGCCGACUGUGGCUGGUAGUCUGCUGCGGUCGCGAAAGAACGCUCCUUGCCUGAGGCUACUUUUGACGAUCGGCGAGAUGUUGACGGAGUCGGUUGUCAACGAGUUUGGUGGUAGUGAAGAGGCUGAAAGCAUACUAUGGGGCAUGUACGGUCCGACAGAAGCGGCCAUUCAUUGUACCCUUCGACCACAAUAUCCCACGGACUGCCCUUCGUCGAACAUCGGCUUUCCUCUUGAAUCGGUUUCAUGUUUUGUGACUGGCAUCCCAGAAGAAGGCAGUCCUUAUGAAUUCAAGAUUCUCCCGCUCGGCGAGAUCGGAGAACUCGUCGUUGGAGGACACCAACUCGCAAAUGGCUAUCUCAACAGACCGGAGCAAACCACGGCCGCUUUCUUUGAUACCCCGUAUGGCCGUGUGUAUCGCACCGGAGACACGGCCAAGAUGAACAACGAUGGAACUAUGGAAUGUCUUGGUCGAAUAUCAGAUGGCCAGGUCAAGCUUCGCGGUCAGAGAAUCGAGCUCGGUGAAGUGGAACAAGCAGCAAUGCGUACCACAGGUUGCCACAGCGCUGUUGCCAUGGUUCUUGGUGGGAUCCUGGUCAUGUUUUGCGCAAUCGACGACGAUUCAAGCUCAGAUGCCAAGGUGGAAGAGAUCACAGAUACUUGUCGCGAGUGGUUACCGUCAUUCAUGGUCCCUGGCGACGUUGUCCUCAUGAAGAGCUUUCCAAGACUACCAUCAGGGAAGGUUGAUCGAAAACAGCUCAAAAGCGACUACGAUUCAAAUAGACAGCAUCAGCCUACACAAGCUGCAGAGCCGAUCGAUUCCUUUGAGCGAGAAAUCGCGGGAGUUGUGUCGGAUCUUCUCGGCUUUCAGGUCUCACCAUCAACGAAUCUCGGAUCGUCUGGUAUUGAUUCACUGAUGACCAUCAGACUUGCAUCAGCACUAAGAGAAAAGGGCUUUGCCAUCUCGGCAACGGAUGUUCUUGAGUCAAGAAAUCUUUCAGGGUUGUGUUCUCGGCUUCGGCCAGCUACGUCAGAUCCCACGAAACGCACCCAAGAGAAUCCCACGAAAUACUCGGAUAUUCCGAUCGGCGAGAUUCUGAACAGCCGACCAGAAUUAGCAUCAACUCAGAAUGAUAUCGAGGCUGUUCAUUGGUGCACGCCGCUGCAAAAUGCUAUGCUUGCUGAGACUUCCGUCAAUUCCCAAGCCUACUGCAACUGGAUCGAGCUUGAAGUUCCGGCCGGGUCCACAUCCGAAGCUGUCGAAAGUUGGAUUCGCGAAGUUGCCAUAACUAAUGACAUCUUUCGAUCCGGAUUUCUCCCCUUUGAACGGGGUUUCGCGCAACUUAUCUUUCGGCAAUUACCUGGAUCUUCAAUUCGACAUGUUGCGCACUUGGACAGAGACUUUACCCUGGAGUCUGACGAGGACUUCCUCCAUCCAUUCAGGGUGCAGAUUCAGAAGGAAGGUUCAGACAGGGGUGUUCUCGUCCUGUUGCAACUGCACCAUGCUCUUUACGAUGGAUGGUCCGCCGACAUGAUGCUGGAAGACCUCUCGAAUCUGGCAGCGGGAAAAUCUUUACAGCCGCGUCCACAGUUCCAGGACGUUGCCAGUUUUUUCAGUGACCCUUCUACAAAGAGUCUCAUGGACGAAGCUCGCACGUUCUGGGCUGAAAGCUUGCUCGGUUGGCAAAGGCAUGGUUUACCGCGCCUCAUGGGCCGUCUUCCAGACAGACCAGCAGUUCAUACCGCAACCAAGAAGCUCAACAUCUCACGGGCUGAUCUGGACGAGAGUGCCAGAUACUUCCAGUGCCACCCGCAAGUGUUCUUUCAAGCGGCUCUUGCAUGGCUCUGGGCAGGUCUUCAGGGACAAUCCGACGUCGCCAUCGGUUCCGUUUCCUCGGGAAGAACCAUCCCAGUUACAAACGUCGAGCGAAUCAUGGGACCGUUCAUUUCAUCGACGCCUCUACGAGUCAAUCUCAAAGGCAUGACGACUAUCGCUGAUCUAAUCCGCGCAGUGCAUUCCACCAAUCGUCAGGUCCUCCAACACGGCAUCUUGCCAUUAAAUGAGAUCAAGAAGCUGUGUGGUCUCAGUCUCGGGGAUUCAAUCUUCGACGUUCUCUUCGUUUACCAGGAGUCUCUAUACAGCCAAGCCCGGAACUCCAGUCAAGUAAGAGAGGUAGCACAUCAGGACUUUCUCGAAACUUGUUUACUUGUCGAGAUUGAGCCUUUGGCCGACGGACCCAGCUGCCGCGUCACUCACCACACGAAUGCCAUCUCCGACGAACACGCAAAGCUGUUGGUGGAUCAACUUGAAUCUGUCGUGUCUUAUCUCCUCCACCAACCCAAGGCUAACCUCGAUACCAUUGGAGACUGUCUUGCCCCGGAGCUGACGUCCGUCUUCAACGCCAACCCGUCGACUCUCACGACAGUACCUGACUUGGCUGCCAUUUUCGAGCAGGCAACGGACCUCGCACCCAACGCAACUGCAAUAAGGUUUGCGAAUUCUCUCAAGGACGACGCGGUCGAGUCGAUUUCAUACAAGAAUUUGAACACGUCAGCCAACCAGAUUGCGCGAUACCUGCAGCAACAAGGAGCCAAGGAAGGCGACAUCGUCGGUCUCAUUAUGGAAAAGUCGAUUCCACUUUACGCAGCAAUGCUCGGGAUCUUGAAGGCUGGCUGCGCAUACCUCCCUCUUCUACCAACAACACCAACCGAAAGAAUACGGGCUAUCUUGAGUCAGGCAGAGGUCAGCCUCUGCGUGGCUGACCAGCAAAUCUCAGCUGCUUUGACAGAUCUCCCUUCCUGUCACUUUGUUGACACCCGUUCAGCCGACACCUCAACACAACCCCGCGACAACGUCUGCAUCGCUCCCAACGGAGAACGACCAGCAUACGUGAUCUACACGUCCGGCACCACUGGCCAGCCUAAGGGCGUUGUAGUCACCCAGAAGAACAUCGCGGGCAACCUCGACGUUCUAUCCCGAAUCUACCCUAUCACCAGCAACUCCCGUUUCCUCCAAGCAUGUUCACAGGCGUUUGACGUUUCGGUUUUUGAGAUUUUCUUCACUUGGAAGGUUGGCGCUUGCCUGUGCCCCGGCACCAAUGAUACCCUGUUCGAAGAUCUGGAGCGCGCCAUCCGCUUCUUGGGAUGUACUCAUCUCAGCAUGACUCCCACUGUUGCCUCUUUGGUUGAGCCUCGCAACGUACCCGGCGUGGAGUUCCUCGUCACUGCAGGCGAGCCGAUGACCGCGGUCGUGGCCAAAAAAUGGACUGGAUAUCUUUACCAGGGGUACGGCCCUGCUGAAACUACGAAUAUCUGCACUGUCAGAAAAAUGAACCCCGGCGACUUCAUCGACCACCUCGGCUUCUCGUUUGAAAACACUUCGACAAUCGUCCUUGGUCCUCACAGCCUCAGUCCCCUUCCCGUCGGAUUCGCCGGUGAAUUAUGUUUUGGGGGUGACCAGGUUGCCGCCGGCUAUCUGGGCAUGCCAAAGCUCACCAACUCCAAGUUCAUCGACCAUCCCCAACUCGGCAGAAUCUAUCGUUCUGGAGACAUGGGACGCAUGCUUCCAGACGGUUCUCUGAUGGUGCUGGGUCGCAUGGACGACCAACUCAAGCUCCGCGGCCAACGCAUCGAUACCGGCGAAAUCAGCAGUAUCAUCACCACAUCUGGACUUGCCACAUCAAACGCAGCCGUUAUCGUCAGUCGCAAUAACUCGCCAGCUACACAGCUGGCUGUAUUCUAUGUCCCGGCGAAUGGAAGCAGAGCCGAUUUUGAGAUUUUGCCUAUCGACGAGAAGCUUGGUGAGGCAAACAACACCCUCAUUGGACUCCUACGGUCUCGACUCCCCGCCUACAUGGUCCCAACCUAUCUGUUCCCCAUCAGCUCCAUUCCUCUUACUUCAAGCGGCAAGAUCGAUCGAGCCAAGUUGCAAUCAUCUUUCCGCGACUUUUCUCAAGAGUACUUGAGCCUCGCUGCUGGAUCUUCUGGGCAACGAGAAGAAGAAAGCGCAUGGUCUGAGAAGGAGAAGACAAUUGCACAGGCUUUAUCUCAAGUCUUGAGCGUCCCUCUUGAAGAGAUUUCUCGCUGGCAACCGUUUGCUGCUGUAGGACUUGACUCAAUUUCUGCCAUAUCUUUGGCAAGAGCUCUGCAGAGCAGUUUCCAACGCAGGAUUCCCGUUUCCUUGAUUCUGCGGUGUGGAAGUGUGGCUCGUCUGGCACAGGAGAUCUCGUCGCAGACAUCGACGGCCGACAGCGAAAGCGUGAAUCCUACAAAUUCCCUCUUUCCUUCGAAGUACGUUGAUGCGGUAAAAGACGAAUUUGCAAGAGCCGGGAAGCCAGUAUCGGCUGUUUUACCUUGUACGCCACUUCAGGAAGCCAUGCUUUCGUCAACGGCCACAUCUUCUUACUCGAAUCAGCUUCUCUUCAAGCUCCACAUACCUGAGUCGGACAUGAUAAAAUUCUGGAAAGAAAUGUGUCACCGGCACGGCAUUCUCAGGACUUGCUUCAUCACCACCAGAGACUCGAAAAGGGCAGUUGCGCAGGUAGUUCUUGAGUCUUGGUCGAUACCAUGCCGGACGUUCGAGUGCAGCAACUUGCGUGAAGCAGCCGACCAGCAUGCAAACGAAUUGACCAACCCACUCGACUCAAAGGUACCCCCAGUGUCACUGGCUUUCAUCAAGGUAGAUGGGCAGACCUACUUCUCCUUCGUGUGUCAUCAUGCGAUGUACGAUGGCGUCGCAAUUGAUGUUCUACUCUCAGAGGUUGAAAGUCUCGCUCUUGGAGAGUCUCUGGAGCCACCGGUUGAUCAUCUGCCAAUCCUCCUCGAGAUUCUCGAGUCUCGUGAUGUCAAGGAUACUUUCUGGAAGGACCACUUCAACGGCUUCAAAUCUGCACAACACAAGAUCUCCUCCCGUUUAUCAGAAGGCGUUGGACAUAAAGAGACACUGGUCGUCACAGAUUUGGUUGACGUUUCCUUCAGCAAUCUCCAGUCCAUCUGCAAAUCCACUGGUGUAUCGAUGCUUUCAUUCUUCCAGACAGUUUGGUCUGCCUUCCUGAGCCUCGCAUACAAUGAGACAGACGUCUGUUUCGGCAAUGUUGUCAGCGGACGAGCAUUGAACGUCGAGGGAAUCGAUCGCCUGGUUGCACCAUGCUUCAACACUCUACCCGUGCGCAUCGAGCUGCCGCCAUCAACUUCAUUCGCCACGUUGCUCAAAAAGUUACAAAACCUCAACCCCCGUCUCCUGGAGCGCCAGUUCACUCCUCUUCGCUCAGUUCAAAGUCAAGUUUCGAAGAGUGGGGAGCAACUUUUCGACUCUCUUCUUCUGCUACAGCAACCUCAGAAGGAGCGUGUAUCCUCCGUCUGGGAGCUGAUAGAAGACAACGGGUCUAUGGAUGUCCCUCUGGUGUGCGAGGUUAUCCCAAACCCUCACGAUGAUUUUGUCUCAGUCAAGCUCCACUCCAACGGCCAUAACAUAACGCAAGAGAUUCUCGCGGGCUUGCUUCGAGUGUUUUUACAUCUUGUUGCUGACACGGCAAAGCAUCCCGCAGCAAGCGUCCCAUCAAGGGAGAACCUCCCCGAUGACUUGAGACGAGCACUAGAAGACGUUGUUGUGGCAAAAACUGCCGAUGACGGCGAUGGCCAGGUCGAUCUAGACAACGACAGUGUUCAAGAUGAGGAGUGGAGCGACGCAGAGAAACAAAUCAGGUCUAUUAUGGCCGAGCUAUCAGAGACCCCAAUCUCCAAGAUCCGUCGAAACACAACAAUCUUCCAACUUGGUCUGGAUAGCAUCAAUGCCGUUCAACUAGCCGCGAUCAUGCGAGAGCAAGGCCUGCAGCUCUCCGCCCUGGAAGUCAUCGAGUUUCCCACCUGCGCCAAAAUGGCAAGCCAUCUCGGGACUUCAGUCGAGGAAGAGAUUGUGGAGUACGACUUCUCGAAAUUCGAGCGAGAGAUCAACCGAUCUUCUGCCGGUGAUGGUGCUGAAAAGCUCUUGCCCUGUACCCCUCUGCAGUGCGCCAUGUUGAACGACUUCAUCCAAUCUGGCGGCAAAGACUACUUGAACUAUAUGUCAUUUGCUCUAGACGCUGGCAUCUCUCUAGCACAAGUUCAGAGGGCGUGGAACAAGCUAUGCUCCCAUCAUGAGAUUCUGAGAACCGGUUUCUUGCCGACGGAACACCGUGAUGCCUCGUUUGCCAUGAUUCAACACCCUGCUGCCGGCUCAACUGUGCCACUCACUACACAUGACAACGAAGCGGACUCUUUCAACGUCACGAAGUGGAAGCUUGAUACCGCACACAGCGCUCUACAAUCGCUGCAAAACCCUCCCUGGGCAGUGGCACUUGAGAGCAGGCAAACAGGCGUUCAUAUGCAAAUCAUUAUGCAUCACGCUCUCUACGAUGCAUACUCACUGCAACUCAUGUUGAGAGACCUAGCUGCCUCGCUCGCCAACAAUGCCCCUCAAGAACACCCGCCGCUCAACAAGGCCCUUUCCAAGAUUCUGCAGGCAGCUACCAAAAAUGGAGACUCGGAAGACUUCUGGAAACAGAAGUCGUCAGAAGUUAUCGUCAACCGCUUUCCAACUUUGACUCCGCUGUCCGAGGAAUCUCCAGAGCUUGCUUCGAUGACCAAGACCACCGACACAACUCUCAAAAGGCUCACUGAUCAAGCCAAACAAAUUGGUGUUCCCAUCCAAGUCAUCCUGGAAGCAGCCUGGACGCGAGUUCUUUCUGCAUACCUCGGCGAAGAAGAUGUCGUCUUCGGAGUCGUUUUAUCCGGUCGAAUCGAUGAUGAGACCAAGAGCGCCGUUUUUCCUUGCAUCAACACCGUUCCUGUGGUAGCACACAGCAGGUCUUCGAACUCGGAACUCUUGCAACAAAUGCUGGAAUACCACAACCAGCUUCUCAAGCACCAGCAUGCUCCUCUUGCCCAGAUUCAGCGGUGGCUUGGACAUUCGAAUUCCCAAGUGUUUGAUACGCUUCUUGUGUAUCAACGUAUGCCUGACGACAACAAUGAAAAGUUCCCUUGGCAGACGAUUAGCGAUGAAGGUAACCUCGACUAUCCCGUGUCUCUGGAAGUCGAGCCGUUAUCUACAGGAGAAAUUCAGCUCCGCGUUUCACACCGGACAGAUGUUCUUCCUGUGCCUCAGGCCCGUCAUAUGCUAGACCAAUUCGAUGCCGUGCUUCAACACCUCGCCCAUAGUCCAUCCGGAAAGGAGGACGACUUGUGGACUGAGAACGCUUCCAUUUUCUCCAUCACACCUCCAGCGGAACCCAAUAUUGCCUCGGAAGAACAGUUCCUGCAUCAAUUUGUUGAGACCAAGGCCCAGUCUCACCCGAACAAAACUGCCUUGGAGUUUCUCACCGGCUUCGAUGGCGAAGAUCCGAUUUCCAGGGAGUGGACUUUUAAAGAGCUCAAUGAGAAGGGCAAUCAGGUCGCCAACCUACUCGCUCCACACUCAAAGGUUGGACAUGUCAUUGCAAUUCACUUUGACAAGUGCCCCGAGGCGUGUUUCUCCAUUCUCGGCAUUCUGAAGUCCGGGUGUGCGUUCUUAGCUCUGGACCCCUCAGCCCCGAAGGCUCGAAAGGAAUUCAUUCUGAAGGAUUCUGGUGCCCUGGCGCUUUUGACCAAUACCAAUAUUGACUUUACUGUGGAACAGCCUGUUCUUCACGUUGAAGAGGCUCUGCUUGACGACGUUUCCAAGGAAUUUUCCACCCCUCAAUCGCUCAGCAUCCAAGACAACUCUUACUGUCUGUACACUUCUGGUACCACAGGAACGCCCAAGGGCUGCGAGAUCACCCAUGAGAGCGCCGUUCAGGCCAUGAAGGCAUUUCAAAGACUGUUUGAGGGUCACUGGGACCAUAAUUCUAAGUGGCUGCAGUUUGCUUCGUUUCACUUCGACGUUUCAGUCCUGGAACAGUAUUGGAGUUGGUCAGUCGGGAUGACAUUGGUGGGCGCGCCCAGAGAUCUCAUCCUCGAUGAUCUCGCAGGCACGAUCCGGCGGCUUGAGAUCACUCACAUCGACUUGACACCCAGUUUGGCUCGUCUGUUGGAUCCUGCAGAGGUCCCAAGCUUAUCUCGCGGAGUUUUCAUCACCGGCGGAGAAGCCUUGAAGCAGGAAAUUCUCGACGUCUGGGGCCCCGUCGGCGUCAUAUAUAACGCAUACGGUCCAACUGAAGCCACGAUUGGUGUCACUAUGUAUCAACGCGUUCCCCAUAACGGCAGAGCCUCCAACAUCGGCAAGCAGUUCGACAACGUGGGAUCUUACGUUUUCCGACCCGGAACCAACAUUCCUGUGAUGAAAGGCGCAGUCGGCGAGCUAUGCGUCUCAGGCAAGCUUGUCGGCAAGGGAUACCUCAACCGGCCUGAACUUACUCAAGAGCGGUUCCCUCACCUGGACAAUUUUGGCGAGCGUGUCUAUCGCACCGGAGAUCUUGUCAGAUUACUUCAUGAUGGAUGCUUUGACUUCCUUGGUCGUGCAGACGAUCAGGUCAAGCUGAGAGGCCAGCGUCUGGAAAUCGGCGAGAUCAAUCACUCCAUUCGGACACGAGUUCCUGAGGUUUCCGACGUUGCCACUCUGGUCACGAAGCACGGGAGCUUGGAUAAGGACCUGUUGGUGUCCUUCGUCAGCUGCAAAUCAACCGCUGCUUCCAAGGCAGACCUCCAAGUCGUCAAUGAGACGAACACGGCUUCUCUUGUUCGCUCUGUGCAGAAGGCCUGCAGAGACACUUUGCCUGGCUACAUGGUGCCGUCCUACAUCUUCCAAGUUUCACGUAUCCCACUCUCCCCCAACAACAAGGCAGAUGUCAAGCAGCUGAACCAGCUAUUCAAAACCCUUACACCCGAAAAGCUGGUGCAACUGUCACCCUCAUCCAGAUCUUCAGCUGAGCCGACCAAUGAAUUGCAGCGUCAGAUCCUUUCAACUAUGGAAGAAUUCCUCGACAAUGAUACUCCGGUUUCUUUGUCCAGCAACAUCUUCGAUCUUGGAGUCGACUCAAUCUCAGCUCUCAGGUUAUCGCGACUCAUGCGCAAGAACGGGCUUUCUGGUGCUGCGCCCAGGGUGAUUCUGAGAAACCCUGAGUUGGGAGAUUUAGCAGAGGCACUACAGCAAAGUGAUUCCGCCAAGGAAGGGAACGGCGUUCAUGAAGCACGUCAGCUCAUACAAGCUUUUGGUCAUAGAUACCGAUCUCUGGCCGUCCAAGAACUUUCGCUGCCAGGGGACGGAGACAUCGAAUAUGUGGCGCCGUGUACACCACUGCAAGAAGGCAUGCUGUCAAGAUUCAUGUCUGAUCAAGAUGAGGGCGCCUACUUCACCGCUUUCCGCUUGAAGCUUGCACCCGAAAUCUCCAUCGACAAGCUCAAGACAGCGUGCGAGAGCCUGGUGCAGUGCCAUGCCAUUCUCAGAACCAGCUUCAUCCAGACGCCAGCCGGGUUUGCCCAAGUCGCUUUGAAGUCCAUCCAACUCUCCUGGCGAGACUUGAGAGACCUUGACGACGCCGAAGUCGAGUCGCAACUUGCAAGUGCAAUGCCGAACCUGAUACACAAGAACAGCCGAUGUGUGUCCAAUCCUCUGGAGUUGAUCAUGGCACGCCUCGGCAAGGAGACCAUCCUUGUCGUCCACAUCUUUCAUGCCUUGUACGACGGUGUGACGUUUGAGACAAUGCUUCGUUGGGUUUCUGAAGAAUACUCUCACAAGGAGCACGCGAUUGCUCCGUCAUUCUUGGAGACUCUUGCGCAUGGUCCACUCGCAAACUACGACUUUAGUCGUCAGUUCUGGGUCGAGCAUCUUAGCAGUUGCUUGUUCGACACCAUCCCGAGACUACAAACCGGCGAUGCUACGACAAUUAUCACCCGGACCAAGACAUACUCGGCUCGAAACUUGGAAACACUGCGCAGGUCGCUCAACGUUACCCUGCAGUCCGUCGUCCUCGCACUCUGGACGUCGGUCUUCAAGAAGCAUUUCCCCAUCAACGCUGGCACCGGCGUAAUAGUAUCAGGCCGCUCGAUCGACAUGGACCAGAUCGAAAACACCAUCGGUCCCCUGUUCAACACACUGCUGUUCUACGCCGGUCUCAAGGAGGGAGAUACCUGGUUGUCUCUGAUUCAGAAGUGCCACGAAUUCAACACAGCCGUUUUGCAGUUCCAGCAUGUACCUCUUCGAAACAUUCAGAAGUGGUGCACAAAGUCCAAAGGUCGCCCAAUCUUUGAAAACCUAUUUGUUUUCCAGGUUGAGACAGCUGGGCCAGCAGAACCCUCCGGCAUGUGGUCCAUCAUGGACGACUACAGCGUGUCUGACUACCCUCUUGCGUUUGAAGCAUCCGCAACACCAGAUGGCCAGCUGCGAGUCCAGAUCGUUGCUCAUGGAGACGUGGCCGAUGAAGCGACCAUGAACUCUCUCUUUGAGGAGAUUGACGAGGCUAUGGUGGAUGUUACUUCGAGGGCAACGUACUCCCUGCCCGUCAGUGCGAAUCAUUCGCGCGAAGCUUCAACGGCUGCAUCACCCAGAACACCAUUGACUUCACGGCCCGAGUCCAUUGAUGGCGAUUUCAAGGACCAAGAACUUCUGCACACGUCGGACUUCGAGUGGACACCCGCAGCUCUUGUCUUGAGGAGGGAGAUCGCAGCUCUUUCGGGCGCGUCUGAGGAGAGCAUCACCGAAAAUAUGGCUCUUCUUGAGCUAGGACUUGACAGCAUCGACCUCGUCAAGCUGUCUGCCCGGUUGAAGCACUUCGGUCACCACCUCACUUUGUCUCAGCUCAUGAAGUCUCGAACAAUUGCCGCAAUGUCCACGAUUCUCAACCAGACCAGGUCAUGUUCUGAAGACUCCGAUUCACAGUCGAGUUACGAGGAGCUCAAAGCCAAGUUACGGAAGGCUGUAGAAUUGACACAAUUUGAUCUUGAGCGGGCGGAGGCCGUCCUGCCACCUACACCUUUGCAAGAGUCCAUGAUUGCCGAUAUGUUGCAAUCAGACUUCGAGCAGUAUUUCAAUCACGACGUGUUGGAGUUGGCUGAUGGGGUGGACAUUGACAAGUUUGAGAGAGCUUGGCAGCAAGUUGUCGAGCAGUCACCAAUCCUCCGCACAAUCUUCGUUCAAGUUGAGGAUCCAAGCGUGGAACAGACUUUCGCCCAAGCCAUUUUGAAGUCGAAUCCUCCGAAAAUCAACAAGUUCUCAUCUGGUGCCGUGGCUGAGGUACAAGAUGUCAUCGACAAGCAUACCCAACUUGCGCGCGACGCUCAGGGCGGCUCCAAUUUGAUUCAGCUCUCUGUCAUUCCGGUUGAGGCCAAGUCACUUUUGGUCUUGUCAAUCUCACACGCUCUCUACGACGGGUGGUCUUUGUCUCUGCUUCAUCACGAUAUUGCCGCCGCUUAUCGAGACCAGCUUACCGAACGCCCUCAGAUUGAGCCAUUCCUUCAGGGAUUAGUCAAAACGCCCACAGACCAGUCAAAGAAGUUCUGGUCUCAGUACCUCGCCAACUCACAGCCAUCUCUGCUACCUCAGAAACAAGCAUCCAGUCAAUCUUCCAAAGAUGCAACCUACCGAUCUGAAGCGGUGUCCACUGUUGGUCUGGAGAGAGUCACCGAGUUCUGCAAACGCCAUGCCAUCAGCUUGCAAGUCCUAGGCCAAGCCUGUUGGGCAUCGACGCUGGCAACCCUACUCCAGAGUCUCGAAGUCUCAUUCGGUGUUGUGCUCGCGGGCCGUGACUCGGAACGGGCCCAGACCCUCAUGUUCCCUACGAUGAAUACCGUAGCAGUGCGCUGUGUUCUUCACGGCUCCACGACGAACUUCCUGCGAUACCUCCAGGAGACCAUGGGCGACAUCGUCGAGUUUCAGAACUACCCUCUCAGGAAGGCGCAGGCUAUAGCAGGAGGACGUCUCUUCAACACCCUUUUCAUCCUCCAGAAGAAUCCCGAAUCUGGACCCGAGAAUGUUCUAAUGAGGUCGGUUCAAGGCUCUGCUGCAACUGAGUUUGCCGUGUGCGCAGAGCUCGAGGUCACAUCUAAAAGCCUCAUCUGGCGUAUUGCAGGACAACAAGCGUACGUCUCUGAAAAGAUGACGCAUCAGCUGUUACAUCAACUCGACCGGGCUCUGCAAUACAUUAUCGGAACGCCGGACGGAAAUCUUCUCAAUUUCGACGGUGACAAUGUCUCAAUAUGUCAACUGCCUUCAUUCCAGGCCAGAAAGACAGGCCCUACUGGACCGUCGAAAACGAUCGCGCCCGGAGACGAAGACACAGUAUGGACCGAGACAGAGAGCGUUCUCCGAAAAGUCCUCUCGACAGCAGCGGGAGUGGACAUCCAGUCAGUCCGGAAAAGUCACACUCUCUACAACUUGGGUCUGGAUUCAAUCAGCGCCAUCAAGGUCUCGGCACUUCUCCGUAAAGAAGGUUUCCAGCUUGGUGUACGCGCUUUACUGACAUCAAACUCGAUUCGAGAUAUGGCAAAACAAGCUCAGAGCAUCAGUAAGGGCGAGCAUUCUCAAACAACUAGCCCCUCUUCAGCUUCUUACGAAAUGCCAAACUCCAUCGACCGCGAUGUGCUUCUUCUGAAAGCCGGUCUCAAUGGUUCACAAGUGGUUGAAGUUCUCCCUCCGCUGCCCAUGCAGGUCUACAUGAUGUCAGCCUGGCAAAACUCAGAGGGCCGAGUCUUCUACCCCGACUUCUUCUAUCGGCUUCAUGGAUCCGUCAGCUUAGAGCAACUUCAGUCGGCAUGGGCUGCCGUGGUUGACUCGGAGCCGAUUUUGCGGACCUGUCUGAUAGCAACCGGAGACCGUUCUUUGCCUUUCGUCCAGGUCGUUCUUCAACCUACCUACGACGGACCACAUCGUCAUGUUGUGGAUGAUGAGGUGGUCUCUUCAAGAAAGCCCUCGUUCGAAACUCAGAGAGGCCAAUGUUGGCCCCAGGUGCAGCUCAUCGCAACACGAGACGACGAAGAUUCGUGGCUCCUUAAACUCAGAGUUCAACACUCUCUGUACGACGGCUUCAGUCUUCCAGCAAUUUUGCAGGAGCUGCUGUCCAGGAUAGAGAAUACGAGAUCCGCCGCAAAGCCGGCGCUGAAUGCUUGGAAAUCGUUUCUGGCAGCACACCAUACCGAGGACGUCAAGAGACGCAACAGGACGUUUUGGACUAAGUACCUUGAAGGCGUUACGCCCGCUAAAUCGUCCAAACCAGAAGAGCAUGCGACGUCUUUGCAGCGUGUCUCGCUUCUCAAAUGCUCAGCUGUCACAGAAGUAGCAAAACUUCAAGAUGCCUGCUCACGUGUGGGCGUAGGGUUACCGGCACUCUUCUUCGCGGCAGUUGCAAAAGCACUCCAGUCGUCUAAGGUAUCUUCGUCGUCAUCGAGCGCGACCUCGAUCGUCUUUGGCAUCUAUUAUGCCAAUAGAUCGUUGGCCGAAGACUUGGAACCUACUUUCCCGACGCUCAAUUUGGUGCCUCUGAAGGUUCAAGUUGAGAACAAUUCCAGCAUAAUUUCUGUUGCAAAACAGGUGCAACAGGACCUACACCUGAUUUCGUCUCACUCCACGGUGGGAUUAUGGGAGGUCAGGGACUGGACUGGAAUUGACAUUGACUGCUUUGUCAACUUUCUUCAUCUAGGUGAUGGAAACACCGAUGCCCUCCAGCAAGGCAAUGUGUCUUUUGAGCUCGUCUCAAACGGGGACCAAAUCGAAGGUCUCAGCCAGAAGUUGGACGUCGCAAGCUUCUCCGCAAGCUGCUCAUCUCAAUGGCUAUCGGACAAUGCAGUUCGGGAUGCGUUCCCAGAUGCCCUGGACAUUGAGGCAUCAGUCAACGAGAAGGGUAUGGAUAUCGGAGUGUUUGGUUCCGCGGCCAAGGUGUCGCCUGACUCUGCUGGGGAGUUGAUUAGUCUGCUUAGUCGAAUCUUGGUGUCAGACUGA